AUGGGUACGGGCACAGCAGCGGAACGAUGCUCAGCACCGGAGGCUGCGGUGGAGGACUUGCAAGCCCUAGCGCAGAACACUGCGGCGGGUCAUGAGGAGGUACGCGGGCAGGUAGCCGAGAUCUUGGAAACGUUGAAGUCUUUGGUGGCCAAGGUGGAUGCGUUGACACCACAAAUGGUGGGGGAGAAGCAGUUGGAUGGCCAAUUUCAAAGCGUGACCGUCAUCGACAGGAAGCGAAGCGACGACAACAUGACCCGCGUUGAUGCCAAUGAAACCAAGGCGGAGGAGGAUACCGCAAUCUCCGUUAACAAAACUGAUUGCGGCAGAGAAGUUUUGGAGUCGUUUAAAUUGACGCCAUUGAUUCGCAAGCGCAAGUCAUACAGAUUUCUGGCGGGAGCUGGUCGUGCACGAGCGGGACCCUGCGAUGCGAAUAAGAAGCCUCAUGUUGGUUCCUCGUUUGAGGAAAAAAAACAAGUUGCUGGCGCUUCACAUGAGCAUUGA
Molecule: messenger RNA, 501 nt
Organism: Linum trigynum
Lineage: Eukaryota; Viridiplantae; Streptophyta; Magnoliopsida; Malpighiales; Linaceae
Source: the annotation of a GenBank genome assembly